Molecule: messenger RNA, 1137 nt
Organism: Seminavis robusta
Lineage: Eukaryota; Bacillariophyta; Bacillariophyceae; Naviculales; Naviculaceae
Source: the annotation of a GenBank genome assembly
AUGUCUCUUCAUCCUCCUACUACCAAAUCUGUGAUUGUUGUCGGCGAUGGAUAUGCUGCUAAAAACACGCUACAAAGCUUGGUGGCCCGCCACGGCGGAAGUGUUACUGUUGUAGCUGGUGUAUCUAACCCUGAAACUUUCACUCCUAUGGCCGGGGUAAUUCCCACAAAAGCUAACAUGUGGGACAAAUACGCCUUGGCCGAGACCUUGAAGGAACGAAACUACGCUCGGUUGUUUCUGGUUUUGCCAGGGCACGCAGAUCGGUUGCACGUGGGUAUGAACGGUCUCCAUGCCGCCAGGGAAGCUGGAAUCAAGCAGGUUGUUGUGAUUUCAGUGCUCACCGCUGAUACUCGCACUGACGUUGACGGUCACUUUCGUCCCCUCAAAGACGACGUUAAAACACUUGGGCGUGUUUCGGCUGUGGGGCGUGAAGACAAUGACGCAGCUUCUUUGGAUGAGUCUCCUCCUCCUCUUCCUCUUCUCGCACAAGCCCCAAUGGUCCGACGCAUCAGUUCAACAAGCGUCAGAAACAACGUCAGCUCUGAUCAUUCCUCUGCAUCCGGUGGAUCGCAGGAUGUGUCAGAUCCAUCCAAGUGCCUCCGAAUUCAGCGAAGGAACAUUGUUGAGGGUUGGUUCCCCAUGAAGGUGAAGAUCGUUCAGUUCUCGCUUCCCAGCUUUGACCCCAAGUCCAGAGCUGGAAAGCCAGUCAACGCGACAAGUGAUAAUGGUAUUUCCCUCCUGGAACAGGCUUUGAUGGGUCCUUAUCAUUCAAAAGUGGCUACCGCCUCGGGAAUUCCAACCACUCCUGUUGAUGAUAGCCACGUGGCUGGAUCGUCGCAAUUGCCUGAUGAUGGCACACUCUUGAACAAGGCCCCAACAGUCUGGCAGGAAUAUCUGGAGUCUCUGGUACCGCCAGGGGAGACGGUGGAAGUCCCCAAGGAAAUAUCUUUCACAGCAUCUCCUACUCCGCUAGCUCCCGCUGCUGUGGCUCCAGUUCCACCAUUUAAUGUUGCCAACAUCGACCGGUUUUCCCCUCAAGCUGAUCAACGUCCUGUACAGAACGAUAGACUGGUGGGCCUCAUCCAAGCACUUCAAGCACGACAACGUGCCUUGACUUAUCACCCUGGCUGGAUGUAA